Scedosporium apiospermum is the source of this 1389-nucleotide messenger RNA. RefSeq names its product Cellulase. Gene Ontology annotation, cellular component: extracellular region. Gene Ontology annotation, biological process: cellulose catabolic process. Lineage: Eukaryota; Fungi; Ascomycota; Sordariomycetes; Microascales; Microascaceae. The record is from RefSeq and is a predicted model, not a curated record. Bases 1 to 1389 code for a protein of 462 amino acids. The transcript has 9 exons. Gene Ontology annotation, molecular function: hydrolase activity, hydrolyzing O-glycosyl compounds; cellulose binding.
AUGGUUGCUAGGAACCUCUUCCUCGCUGCCGCCGCCCUCGGCUCGGCCGCCUUGGCCGUGCCCCUCGAGGCUCGUCAGGCCUGCCAGACUGUCUGGGGCCAAUGUGGUGGUAUCGGCUGGUCUGGCGCUACCUGCUGCGCCUCCGGCAACACCUGCGUCAAGCAAAACGACUGGUAUUUCCAAUGUCUCCCCGACUCUCAGGCUCCCCAGCCCACCACCACCAGCCGAACCACGAGCUCCCAGGGCCCUAUCCAGACUUCGUCUACCCGGGUCACCUCGGCUCCCGGAACCACCACCACGCAGCCCCCGGUAGGCUCCGGCACCGCCACCUGGGAGGGCAACCCGCUCUCGGGCGUCCAGAUGUGGGCCAACGCCUACUACUCCUCCGAGGUCCACAACCUCGCCAUCCCGUCUCUCACGGGUACGCUCGUUGCCAAGGCCUCGGCCAUCGCCAAGGUUCCGUCCUUCAUGUGGAUGGAUACCCAGGCCAAGGUUCCCCAGAUGGAAUCCGCUCUCGCCGACAUCCGCGCCGCCAACAAUGCUGGUGCCAACCCUCCAAACGCCGGUAUCUUCGUCGUCUAUGACCUUCCUGACCGGGACUGCGCCGCGGCUGCCUCCAAUGGAGAGUUCUCCAUCGCCGACGGCGGUGUUGCCAAGUACAAGGCUUACAUCGACUCCAUCCGCGCCAAUGUUAUCAAGUAUUCGGAUAUCCGCAUCAUUUUGGUUAUUGAACCCGACUCGCUUGCCAACAUGGUCACGAACAUGAACGUCCAGAAGUGCGCCAACGCCGCCAGCACUUACAAGGAGCUUACCAUCUACGCCCUCAAGCAGCUUUCUCUUCCCAACACUGCUCUGUACCUUGACGCUGGUCACGCUGGUUGGCUCGGCUGGCCUGCCAACAUCGGACCCGCCGCCGAGCUGUUUGGCCAGAUCUACCGCGACGCCGGAAAGCCCAAGUCUGUUCGAGGUCUCGUAACCAAUGUCUCGAACUAUAACGCUUGGAGCCUUUCCUCUGCUCCCUCUUACACUAGCCCCAACCCCAACUACGACGAGAAGCACUUCAUCGAGGCCUUCAGCCCUCUCUUGGAAGCUGCCGGAUUCCCCGCUCGUUUCCUCAUGGACACGAGCCGCAACGGCAAGCAGCCAACUUCCCAGAACGAGGGAUCUGGCGCCGGAGUUCGUCCGACGACGAAUACCGGCCACAACUUGCUCGAUGCCUUCGUCUGGGUGAAGCCUCCUGGUGAAUCGGACGGAACCUCGGACACCAGCGCCGUUCGAUACGACUACCACUGCGGCGCCGCGUCCGCCCACAAGCCAGCACCCGAGGCUGGUCAAUGGUUCCAGGCGUUCUUUGUUAACAUUCUCCAGAAUGCUAACCCUGCUUUCUAA